AUGGCUCCUCCACAAAAACCAGAGACCUUCAUGCUGAGUAGUGAAGCACAACAAAGUCUUCCUCAAGAUGCUCAAGUAGCCCUUCAACAAGUCGACAAUCGUAAGAACAACCUCUUUCACAUUUCCGGUACUGACAUUGUAAGAUGCCUGUCCUUCCGAUUCCAAGCCUUUGGCCGACCGGUCAAGAACUCAAAGAAAUUUGAAGAGGGUAUCUUCUCCGAUCUGCGAAAUUUAAAAUCUGGGACCGAUGCCUCCCUUGAAGAGCCAAAGAGUGGUUUCCUCGAUUUCUUAUACAAGAACAACUGCAUACGAACUCAAAAGAAACAAAAGGUUUUCUAUUGGUAUAGUGUGCCACACGAUAGGUUGUUCUUGGAUGCACUUGAGCGGGAUUUGAAGAGGGAGAAGAUGGGACAGGAAGCUACAACUGUUGCAGUUAAUGAACCAGCUUUAUCUUUCGAGUUUGACUCAUCGCAGUCAUUGUUUGAGCAACUCACAAAGGCCCAGCAAGCUAACUCUUCGUCAUUUUCUGCGCAACAACCUUCGUAUAACCCAUCACAAUCAACAUCCCCAGUCAUGCGAGCGAUAGAUUCAAUGCCUCCUCCACAGAUGGUCCCACAAGCUAUGGCAAUGCCAGAAGAGAUGAGCCACAUGGCAGCUUAUCAACAAAUGACGAUGCAGCAACCACAAAUGCAACCACAUCAACAUCAUCAACAGCAGAUGCAACAAGUUAAGAGGGAACCAGAUUUCAACCGCGUUCAAUACAACCAGAAUGGUGUCCCGAUAGGACAAACACAUCAGCGACAUGCCUCCAUGCCUGCAUAUGGAUUGGAGUACUCUCCCGCUCCCUCAUUUGUUUCAUCACACUACGAAGAUUACAGUGCUCGUGGUAUCUCAUAUGAACCCAUUACUCCACCUCAACAAGCCCUUGGAAUGGGAGCUGAGCCCGCUUACAUCGCCAAUGAAGAAACUGGUCUCUACACAGCAAUUCCGGAUCAUAUGGGUGGUGUUAAUGGUCUACACACGAUGAUGCAGUUACCCCCAUCAAACUUGUCUGGCCCACAAUUUUCGCAUGCAACCAGAGGUUAUGGAGCAAACAAUGUCUAUUCAGUGAUUGAGGGAUCUCCAACUUACAAGCAAAGGAGGCGCCGCUCGUCGAUUCCACCUGGAGUUGCAUCCAUCGUUGCAGCAGCGGCAGCAGCUGGUCAACAUUCUCACCCAGCUCAUAGACCGUCGGACCUGAGGAGAUCGGUCUCGCAUUCUGUUGGGCCGGUAGCUGAGGGCGACGAGUCAGGCGAAAACUCUCCACCUGGGCUUACAUACAGCAACCAAAUACCCCAUCAAAUGGCACAUCACAAAGAACUCAUUGAUUUCUCCCGACAUGGAACCCCACUUUCCACCGUAGAGGGUUCUCCACACGUCAACCCAAUGUCCUUGCAACAACCAGACUUCCAAUUAAAUGAUGAUCUUUCAGGGGAUAGUCCACUGGAUCACUCACCUCAACGAGGACACAUGCAGGGAUCCGGUGGAGUAGUGCGAAGAGCACGAAGCGCCACGAUGAUGGAACUUGGUCCCUAUCCCCAAAAGUCGCACUCAUGCCCGAUUCCCACUUGCGGCCGUCUGUUCAAGCGUUUAGAACAUCUUAAACGACAUGUGAGAACCCAUACACAAGAAAGACCCUACAUCUGCCCACACUGCAGCAAAGCAUUUUCCCGCUCAGACAACCUAGCCCAACAUCGUCGCACACAUGAUCGUGGUGAUGGAUCUGAAGGUGCCUAUGGCAGCUACAGUGGCGAAGAAGAAGAUUUCGAGGGUGAAGAUCACCUUGGAUCUCUUGAAGACGCAUCUCCAAAUUCCGAAAAUGGCUAUCUCCCACAAAGCAUGACGUCGAAUUUUCACGGCAUGCCUAUGUCAAUGGGAAUGAUGAAUUCUGGUAUGGCUGCCCCCAGUCAGCUUAUCAACACACAUCAACUCAUGCAACAACCAAUAUAG
Sclerotinia sclerotiorum 1980 UF-70 is the source of this 1989-nucleotide messenger RNA. RefSeq lists its product as hypothetical. The record is from RefSeq and is a predicted model, not a curated record. Gene Ontology annotation, molecular function: DNA-binding transcription factor activity. The transcript has 4 exons. The coding region runs from base 1 to 1989 and encodes 662 amino acids. Gene Ontology annotation, biological process: sexual reproduction; regulation of DNA-templated transcription. Lineage: Eukaryota; Fungi; Ascomycota; Leotiomycetes; Helotiales; Sclerotiniaceae. Gene Ontology annotation, cellular component: nucleus; Tec1p-Ste12p-Dig1p complex; Ste12p-Dig1p-Dig2p complex.